AUGCUGUCGUCGCUCUUCUCCAGCAUGGGAGGAGUCCGGUCCUCGUUGACUCAGGCCCUCAAUUUUGCACUGGUUUUGUCUACAGCUUUCAUGCUGUGGAAGGGCUUGUCAGUAGCUGCCGCGAGUAGCUCGCCUAUUGUUGUCGUGUUGUCCGGUUCCAUGGAGCCGGCCUUUCAGAGAGGAGAUUUACUUUUCUUAUGGAAUCGCAGCCCGAGGACAGAAGUGGGGGAGAUUGUCGUGUAUAAUGUGCGAGGCAAGGAUAUUCCGAUUGUGCACCGGGUGGUUCAGAGCUUCCCCGAGGUGGAAGGCAAGGCCAAGAAGGUCAAGGAGAUCACAGCUGACUCGGAUUCGAGCUCCCAGUUGCUCUUGACCAAGGGCGAUAACAACGUUGCUGCGGAUACUAUGCUCUACGCCGAUAAUCAAGACUACCUGAACCGACAAGAGGAUAUCGUGGGCAGCGUGCGCGGGUAUAUUCCUGGGGUUGGGUAUGUGACGAUCAUGCUGAGUGAGCAUCCUUGGCUAAAGACGGUUCUGCUGGGCUUGAUGGGCCUGAUGGUCAUGCUUCAGCGCGAGUAA
Penicillium macrosclerotiorum is the source of this 576-nucleotide messenger RNA. RefSeq names its product signal peptidase complex catalytic subunit SEC11 (gene sec11). The record is from RefSeq and is a predicted model, not a curated record. Gene Ontology annotation, cellular component: signal peptidase complex; membrane. Lineage: Eukaryota; Fungi; Ascomycota; Eurotiomycetes; Eurotiales; Aspergillaceae. The transcript has 3 exons. Bases 1 to 576 code for a protein of 191 amino acids. Gene Ontology annotation, molecular function: serine-type endopeptidase activity.